Molecule: messenger RNA, 826 nt
Organism: Ictidomys tridecemlineatus (thirteen-lined ground squirrel)
Lineage: Eukaryota; Metazoa; Chordata; Mammalia; Rodentia; Sciuridae
Source: RefSeq, a predicted model, not a curated record
UUCGCUGUCGUCCCUUUAUCCCAGCAGCCGCCGCCAUGAAGGUCGAGCUGUGCAGUUUUAGUGGGUACAAGAUAUACCCCGGACACGGGAGGCGCUACGCCAGGACCGACGGAAAGGUUUUCCAAUUUCUUAAUGCAAAAUGCGAGUCGGCUUUCCUAUCCAAGAGGAAUCCUCGGCAGAUAAACUGGACUGUCCUCUACAGAAGGAAGCACAAAAAGGGCCAGUCGGAAGAAAUUCAAAAGAAGAGAACUCGGCGUGCAGUCAAAUUUCAGAGGGCCAUCACUGGUGCAUCCCUUGCUGAUAUCAUGGCCAAGAGGAAUCAGAAACCAGAAGUUAGAAAGGCUCAACGAGAGCAAGCUAUUAGGGCUGCCAAGGAAGCAAAAAAGGCUAAGCAGGCAUCUAAAAAGAUGGCAAUGGCUGCUGCUAAGGCUCCCACAAAGGCAGCACCUAAGCAAAAGAUUGUGAAAACUGUGAAGGUUUCUGCUCCCCAAGUUGGUGGAAAACGCUAAAUUGGCAGAUGAGAUUUUAAAAUAAAGAUGUCUAUAACUUAGAUGGUGUUGAAUUUUUGCUCCUAAACAGGCAUGUUGGGUCCACAUGGUAAUAGGUGUACAGUAAAGUUGAGAAUUUAAGACAAUUUCAAGUUCAUCUCUUGGGGCUGGGGGUACUGAUCAAAAUUGUAGACUAUUUGGUUAGUAUACAUGUGCUCUGGGUUUGAUUUCCUGUGCCAAAAUAAAAUGAAAGUUCAUUUCUCAGAAAUAAUGCCUUCUGAUGUAACCCUUUUAAUUGGAGAAAUGUUAAGAUAACACAAUAAAGAUAUAUGGUUGAA